GUCGUCAGUUGCGCGCGUGGCUCCGGCUGCGCAGGAACAGCUGGUGCCUCCGAGGGCGGCCGGCGAGCGCGCGGGCGUGGGGCGUUGGGGGGCCGGCCGGGCAGCGCUGCGGGAGCUGCCGCCGCCGCCGCCUUGCACCAUCGCAUCAUGUCCGGGCAGCUGGAGCGUUGCGAGCGCGAAUGGCACGAGCUGGAGGGAGAAUUUCAAGAACUGCAGGAGACGCACAGGAUCUACAAGCAGAAGCUGGAGGAGCUGGCUGCGCUGCAGACGCUGUGUAGCAGUUCCAUCAGUAAGCAGAAGAAGCACCUCAAGGACUUGAAGCUUACACUCCAGAGGUGCAAACGCCAUGCCAGUCGGGAGGAGGCGGAGCUCGUUCAGCAGAUGGCAGCAAACAUCAAGGAGCGGCAGGACGUCUUCUUCGACAUGGAGGCCUACCUGCCCAAGAAGAACGGGCUCUACUUGAACCUGGUCCUCGGUAAUGUGAACGUGACCCUCCUCAGCAACCAGGCCAAGUUUGCCUACAAGGACGAAUAUGAGAAGUUCAAGCUCUACCUGACCAUCAUCCUGCUCCUGGGUGCCGUGGCAUGUCGAUUUAUCCUUCACUACAGGGUGACUGACGAAGUCUUCAACUUCCUGCUGGUGUGGUAUUACUGCACCCUGACCAUUCGGGAGAGCAUUCUCAUCAGCAACGGCUCAAGAAUUAAAGGCUGGUGGGUGUCUCACCACUACGUCUCCACAUUCCUGUCCGGAGUGAUGCUGACCUGGCCUAAUGGACCCAUUUAUCAGAAGUUUCGAAACCAGUUCUUAGCGUUUUCCAUUUUUCAGAGCUGCGUCCAGUUCCUGCAAUAUUAUUACCAGAGGGGCUGUCUCUACCGGCUGCGGGCCCUUGGGGAGAGGAACCACCUGGAUCUCACAGUGGAAGGGUUCCAGUCCUGGAUGUGGCGGGGCCUCACCUUUCUCCUGCCCUUCCUCUUCUGUGGCCAUUUCUGGCAGCUCUACAAUGCCGUCACGCUGUUUGAGCUCUCCAGCCAUGAGGAAUGCAGAGAAUGGCAGGUGUUCGUGCUGGCGCUCACCUUCCUCAUCCUCUUCCUCGGCAACUUCCUAACCACGCUCAAAGUCGUGCAUGCCAAGCUCCAGAAGAACAGACGCAAGACAAAGCAGCCGUGAGCCUCGGGCUCCUGUGCCCUCGGCCCGGACUUCAGACUGCAGGGAGCUCCCGGGCUCCUUCCCAGCAGCCAUCUCAGGCCCAUGGCGUCGCUGGGAGAGGGCCCAGGCCCUGGUCCCCCAGUGGACCUCAGUGGUCUAGAGGAAUGUGAGCCCCGCCUGUCCGCACAGUGUCCGCCCACCUAUUUAUGACAUAUUUAAUGCUGGGUCCCCCAUCGUCCCUGGAACCCGAGGCCUCCCCCCGUACUUGAAGGUGGCCGAGGCCAGGCCAGUCUUCCUGGGGAUGGGGCCUGAAGCCUCAGGGAGCCCCUCUGUUCCCACUCCUGUCAUUUGAACCCCUCUGGGUGGGGUUUGGAUGUGCCUCGAGGGGUUGGAUUUAUGCUGACCUGCUACUUACCAGGCCCAGGCUGGGGUGGUGUGAACCCUUAGUAUCCUGUGGCGCCCCCACCCCGGGGCCACUCUGCUUCUGCUGUGAGCCCCCUCCUCGCCCACCCCGCCGCGUGGUGAGGGUUAUUUAAGUUCUCAGAGACCCACCGCGUCUGCCUCUUGCUCUUCUUGCCCCUGGGAGCACUGGGGGCUUCCUGAGUCAGGCUGUGAGCAGAGUUGCCACCAGAGGGCGCCCUGGGCCCUGGGUUGUCCAAGGGAACAAGGACGUUCCCGUCUGUGCUUCGGGGUUCCCUGACCCCUCCAUCCUGCAGCCCACCUUCCUGCAGUGUCGCGGCAAGUACUUGGAGAGUGUGACCAAGACCCUUGGCCCCUGUGGAGGGGAACCACCUCCCCCCUCCUUCCCAGAGGUUCUGGAUGUUGUGGGAGGGAGGUGGGGGUGCCUGGCAGGCUCACCCCCAGGGGCCGCACCCUGAGGCGGGGACAGAGCCCCUGGGCAUUGCUUGGGUGAGACUAUGCAUUCGACAGGAGGCAGAGAGGCCACUAGGUUCGGCUCAGUGCUCUGCCCCACCAUUCAUAUAUGGGCCUCAGCUCCCCUCUCUAGGUCAGACCUCACAGCAGUGCCCACAGGCAUGCCUUGUUUAGCCCUCCCCAAGGAAUUUUAAAAUUUUUAAUUACUUUUUUUUUCUUUUUGAGACAGGGUCUGUUGCCUAGGCUGGAGUGCAGUGGCAUGAUCAUAGCUCACUGCAGCCUCCGCCUCCGGGGCUCAAGGGAUCCUCCCACCUCAGCCUCUGGAGUAGCUGGGACCACAAGCAUGCACCACUAUGCCCUGCUCCUUUUUUUUUUUUUUUUUUUUUGAGAUGGAGUCUCGAUCUGUCACCCAGGCUGGAGUGCAGUGACACUAUCUCAGCUCACUGCAACCUCCGCCUCCCAGGUUCAAGUGAUUCUCCUGCCUCAGCCUCCUGAGUAGCUGAGGCUACAGGCGCGUGCCACCAUGCCUGGCUUUUUUUUUUGUAUUUUUAGCAGAGAUGGGGCUUCACCAUGUUUACCAGGAUAGUCUUGAUCUCUUGACCUUGUGAUCUGCCUGCCUCGGCCUCCCAAAGUGCUGGGAUUACAGGCGUGAGCCACCAUGCCUGGUCACCCUGCUACUUUUUAAUAUUUUUUAGUAGAGAUGGGGUCUCACUAUGUUGCCCAGGCUGGUCUCCAACUGAUGGGCUCAACUGAUCCUCCUAUCUUGGCCUCCCAAAGUGCUGGGAUUACUGGUGUGAGCCACUGUGCCUGGCCUGAUUACAUUUUAAAAAUGAGAUUUCCCCUCCCCUACAGUGAGAUUCCACAUAAAAAUCCAGAUUUCUGCUUUCCCUAGAAAAACGGACCUGGCAACAUUCCCAUGGCACAGGACGCCUACUCUCCAGUUGCCACAGGCCCUGCCACCCCCCUGCCCUUCAUUCUGGUCUCCUUUCUGGCCCUUUUUAGGCACCUGCGUUUGCCCUAGAUUAGGAGUCAGCUAGCUGUCUGUAAAGGGCCAGAUGGCAAUUAUUUUGAGCUUUAUGGGCCAGGUGGUCUCUGUGGCAGCUACUCUUCACCUGCAGCCACAAAGCACAAGGCAAUGCACAAAGGAAUGGGUGUGGCUGUGUUCCAAUAAAACUUUAUUUACAAAUCA
This is a messenger RNA of Symphalangus syndactylus (siamang), 3208 nucleotides long. It is a transcript of the gene TMEM120B, whose product is annotated as transmembrane protein 120B. Gene Ontology annotation, biological process: fat cell differentiation. Gene Ontology annotation, cellular component: nuclear inner membrane. The record is from RefSeq and is a predicted model, not a curated record. NCBI's taxonomy places the organism in Eukaryota, Metazoa, Chordata, Mammalia, Primates, Hylobatidae.